AUGACUUGCUUUUGGAAUUUAGAAACAGUGAAGGCAGAAAACAGAAUAGAAGAAGUAAAGAAAAUUUCCUUGGCUUCAGAAAGACACGGACCAAUUUGUAGAAAACUCUUCAACAAAAAACGUAAACCUUUCAAUUCCUUAAAACAAAGAUUGCAGGGCACUGACAUUCCCACUGUGGGGAAGGAGCCUCAGUCCAAGCCACAACCCGUGAGAAAAUCUAACUGGAGACAACAUCAUGAAGACUUCAUUAAUGCGAUGCAGUCAGCAAAGCAGUGUACACUAGCCAUUAAAGAAGGCCGGCCUCUCCCACCUCCACCCCCUCCGACCGUCAACCCAGAUUAUAUUCAGUGUCCAUAUUGUAAGAGGAGAUUUAAUGAAACCGCAGCCAGUCGACAUAUUAAUUUCUGCAAGGAUCGAGAGUCUCGCCAAGUCUUUGAUCCAGCCCAGACAGCAGCCAGAUUGGCAUCCAGAGCACAGGGUAGAGCGCAAAUGAGUCCAAAAAAGGAACUGACUGUAACCAGUGCUGUGGGAGCUCUGCUACAGAACAGGGCCCUGGAGGCCAGUGCAGCGCCAACCAGGCCAGGAUCAGCAGUGGACCCUGCUUCUGGAGCAAAACUCAGACAAGGAUUUACUAAAUCUUCUAAAAAAGAUUAACUCCUAGAGGUCAGCCUGGCUCCCUAACCGUCUUCACACCUGGAUGGUCAUACCCAGGAACUCCACCUAAGGUGAGGGAAC
This is a messenger RNA of Budorcas taxicolor (takin), 735 nucleotides long. It is a transcript of the gene ZC2HC1B, whose product is annotated as zinc finger C2HC-type containing 1B. The transcript has 7 exons. The record is from RefSeq and is a predicted model, not a curated record. Lineage: Eukaryota; Metazoa; Chordata; Mammalia; Artiodactyla; Bovidae. The coding region runs from base 1 to 654 and encodes 217 amino acids.